CAUACAGCACAGACUUUGCCUGCUGCAGAACAGACUCCAUCCUGUAAAGGCAGAGCCUGAGGAGCCAAUGUGAUCCUGGAAAUCUUCAUGUGCAUGUGUGCCAGGGAAGGGGGAGAGAGAGAGAGAGACCUAGUGUGAAGGAGAGUAGGGGAGGAAGGCAAGCAGGGAGAGAAGGGAGCUUGCUUCACGCACUGCUGAAGGCUGUCAGAAGCAGACCAUACAAGCAACACUCUGGCUGGUGCACAGUUUAAGGGACAACAUUCACUGACUUUAUUCAUUGAAUUGCUGAAGGACAGAUAUGACAUCCAACUGCUGCUUCUGUGUAUUCUUGCUUAUUGGUACCAGGGUCAUCUGUGACUCUUUGGAAGAUCAUGUUUCUGGAACUGGGGUCAGGUGCCCCCUGGGCUACUUUCCGUGUGGCAACAUCACAAAGUGUUUGCCCCAGCAACUUCACUGUAAUGGUGAGGAUGACUGUGGGAAUCAGGCCGACGAAGAAAACUGUGAAGACAACAACGGAUGGUCUCUGCAAUUUGAUAAACAUUAUACAAAGGACAAGUACAAUAAACUGAAAUCUCUGUAUGCAUUUCAGAAAAAGACACCUGAGUGCUUGGCUGGGGAUGUGCCAUCAGAGUGUAUCUGCCAAGGGCUGGAGAUCUUCUGUGAUGCUGCCAAAUUACGAGCUGUCCCAUCAGUCUCUUCAAACAUAACUGUAAUGUCUCUUCAGAGGAAUCUGCUAAGAAAGCUUUCUGCUGAUGUUUUCAAGAAAUAUCAAGAUCUUAAAAAUCUGUAUCUUCAGAAUAAUAAAAUUAGAGCUGUGUCUGAACGUGCUUUCAAAGGAUUAUACAAUUUGACAAAACUAUACCUGAGUAACAACAAGAUAACUAGUUUGGAGCCUUUUGUUUUUGCAGACCUCCACAGACUUGAAUGGCUGAUAAUUGAAAAUAAUAGGAUAAAUCGGAUCUAUCCGUUAACAUUUUAUGGACUCAAAUCACUUAUUCUUCUUGAAAUGAUGAAUAAUUCUCUUGUUCGUUUGCCUGAUAAACCUCUGUGCCAAUAUAUGCCAAGACUAAACUGGCUAGACCUUGAAGGGAACCAUAUCCAUCAUGUGAGAAAUGCUACUUUCAUCUCCUGCAGCACUCUAACUGUAUUGGUGAUGAGACGAAAUAAAAUCAGCUCUCUAAAUGAAAACAGCUUCUCUUCUCUCCAGAUGUUAGAUGAAUUAGAUUUGGGUAGCAACAAGAUUGAAUCACUUCCUCCAUAUAUAUUUAAGGAUCUAAAGGAGCUUUCACAACUGAAUCUUUCUUACAACCCCAUCAAGAAAGUACAAAUAGACCAGUUUGAUUUUCUAAUUAAACUCAAAUCCCUCAGUUUGGAGGGCAUUGAAAUUGCAAACAUCCAGAGAAGAAUGUUCAGACCCCUGAGAAACCUUUCCCACAUAUAUUUUAAGAAAUUCCAAUACUGUGGAUAUGCCCCUCAUGUGCGCAGCUGUAAGCCUAACACUGAUGGGAUUUCCUCCCUCGAGAAUCUUUUAGCUAGCAUCAUACAGAGAGUGUUUGUCUGGGUUGUAUCUGCCAUCACCUGCUUUGGAAAUAUUUUUGUUAUCUGCAUGAGACCUUACAUCAGAUCGGAGAAUAAGCUGCACGCCAUCUCAAUAAUGUCUCUUUGCUGUGCUGACUGUCUGAUGGGAAUAUAUUUAUUUGUGAUUGGAGCUUUUGAUCUUAAAUAUCGUGGAGAAUACAACAAGCACGCUCAGUUGUGGAUGGACAGUAUUCACUGUCAAUUGGUUGGAUCGCUGGCUAUUCUGUCUACAGAGGUGUCAGUCUUACUGUUGACAUAUCUGACUUUGGAAAAAUACAUCUGCAUAGUUUAUCCUUUUAGGUGUUUGAAGCCCAGAAAAUGCAGGACAAUUUCCAUUUUGGUUCUUAUCUGGAUAAUUGGGUUUGCUGUUGCUUUCAUCCCACUGAGCAAUAAGGAAUUUUUCAGGAACUACUAUGGCACCAAUGGUGUCUGUUUUCCUCUUCACUCAGAACAAUCAGAAAGUUCAGGAAGUCAGAUUUACUCUGUUGUCAUUUUCUUAGGUGUAAACUUGGCAGCUUUUAUCAUCAUUGUGUUUUCCUAUGGGAGUAUGUUCUACAGUGUUCACCAAACAGCUAUUAUGGCUACUGAAAUUCGGAAUCAUAUUAAAAAAGAGAUGAUCCUUGCUAAACGUUUUUUCUUCAUUGUAUUUACUGAUGCACUAUGUUGGAUACCUAUUUUUAUUCUGAAACUCCUUUCUUUACUUCAAGUAGAAAUACCAGGUACCAUAACUUCUUGGGUGGUGAUUUUUAUACUGCCAAUAAAUAGUGCUCUGAAUCCUCUUCUCUACACUUUGACUACACGACCUUUCAAAGAAAUGAUUCAUCAGGUUUGGUACAAUUACAGACAAAGAAGAUCCAAAAGAGGUAAAGGCAGCCAGAAAAUAUAUGGUCCAUCAUUCAUUUGGGUAGAGAUGUGGCCAAUGCAUGAAAUCACGCCAAAGGUUACGAAGCCUGUGCUUUGUACAGACUCUUCUGAUGCUUCAGUGACUACACAGUCAACAAGACUAAAUUCAUACACGUAAACACAUUCUGAAUCCUCACGGUGACAUUGGUACUGUUAGCUUCAUAUCCGUGGGCUUACUCCUUUACAGCAAUGAGGAAAAACGAGGGAGGUGUGACACUUGGGCUCACGUGAACCACUGCGGCAAGAAGAGGGAGCAAUAUGUCUGGGUAUAGGUAGAACUGACGCAACAAUAAUUUUACCAUCUCACAGCAGUACCUGACAUUUUGACAAUUCAUCCUAGAUCAGAAUGAGAAAUCAGUUGUUCGGGAAUUUUUUCUUCCAGAAGCCAGAAGUGUGG
Molecule: messenger RNA, 2878 nt
Organism: Manacus vitellinus (golden-collared manakin)
Lineage: Eukaryota; Metazoa; Chordata; Aves; Passeriformes; Pipridae
Gene: RXFP1
Product: relaxin family peptide receptor 1
Exons: 18
Coding region: 299-2599 (766 amino acids)
Biological process (GO): G protein-coupled receptor signaling pathway
Cellular component (GO): membrane
Molecular function (GO): protein binding; G protein-coupled receptor activity
Source: RefSeq, a predicted model, not a curated record